Messenger RNA from Rhizoctonia solani, 4809 nucleotides. RefSeq names its product Vegetative incompatibility protein HET-E-1. The transcript is spliced from 8 exons. The coding region runs from base 1 to 4809 and encodes 1602 amino acids. NCBI's taxonomy places the organism in Eukaryota, Fungi, Basidiomycota, Agaricomycetes, Cantharellales, Ceratobasidiaceae. The record is from RefSeq and is a predicted model, not a curated record. Gene Ontology annotation, molecular function: protein binding.
AUGAAGCAAGUAUUGGUAAAUGAUAAACAAAUCGUCUACCAGCAGUGUGCAGAUUGCGAAACAGGUUUGGUUGUGGCUUGCGAAAAGAUGGCUCUUGCUUUGAGUGAUAGAGGCAUAGGUACUUCACUAGUCAAAGCAGUCAAAGAUUUUAUCGAUGCGAAAAAUGAUAUGCGACUAACGGAGAAGAUGGUCGGGAUCGUGAAGUACGUGCUCAAUAAAAUUAAACUCAAUAUCCGACCUGUUAUUGGUAAUUGGGAAGAUAGCGUUUGCAGAUUGAUUCCAUUCCUUGAAGUCCAGUCCACCACCAACUCCAAUCAAUUCGCAAUCCAAAUCCAACAGCCGCACUGGAAGGCCAGAGAUAUACCUCAAGGGGAUAAAUAUCUGUUCCUACGUCUUCUUCCCACCAUGUCCAGCGCAAAUCGGUCGUCUUGUGACGACCCGCUUCGAGUCUGUAUCAACUGGAUAGCGCCAAAACCACCCUCUAGUCCCAUCUCGCCAUCCAACCAACCCGCCCACAACCCAGCACCUGCUGAGAAUGGAUCACAAGAACCGGCACCUAUGAUUCCUAUGCCAAUCCUCGUUCGAUCCAUAGCAGGUCCAGAAGCAGUCUCUAAGCCGGCGACCGAACAGGGCAAUAGGUGGAGUGAUCUGGGAAGGGUACUUAGAGCGCUGGAAGCCGCCAUUAGAGUGUUCCCGCCUCUCAAGGAGGUGGUGUCUGUCCUGUCUGCCUGUACAGCAGAAAUACGGGUCGCGGAACAAAAUCAAGGCGCUUAUGACCAGCUGGCCUUGGAUUUGGUGGAUCUAGUCCAGGCCCUACAGAAACGUCUCCCGCAAACAAAGCCACGGUGGAUGCCGUAUUCAAUCGAGAACGCCGCUCGGGCCAUUGGCGAGCAGGCAGCUCACAUCAAGGAACAGCAAGAUCGUCCAAGGUUAGGCCAGGUGACACGAGCUUCGGACAACGAGAUGGACAUACUUAGGUGCUAUCAAAGAAUCGAGCAUGUGUUCCGACAGCUACAGAUCGAUAUAUCGCUCAGUACUUGGGACUUGACUCAUGAACAAUGGGUGCUACUCACAAAGGAUACUCGUCUGAAGGACCUGACUCCGGUCCACGAAGCCUGGUACAACGCCGCGUUGACAGCGGAAAUGCAGCGACGUGGAUGCACUCCGGAUACUCGCGUCAAGAUUCUCAACGAAGCAAUGGAAUGGACCCGCAACCCGGACUCACCCAAGGUAUACUGGAUGAACGGCAUGGCUGGCACCGGCAAAACAACCAUCACAUAUAGCCUAUGCGAACAGCUCGAAAAGUCAAAACAACUCGGCGCCUGUUUCUUUUGCUCUCGUUCCUCGCCAGACUGCCGCGACGUGAACAGGAUGGUGCCGACGAUUGCGUACCAGCUGGGACGAUUCUCGAACCCGUACCAAAAGGAGCUAUGUGAAGUACUCAGUAAUAACCCGGAUGUAUCCAAGCGAGAAAUCUCGAUGCAGUUCGAGAAACUCAUAGCUGGACCGCUGUCGAAAGUAAAGGAUGCGAUACCUGAAGACGUGAUUGUUGUGAUCGACGCCCUCGAUGAAUGCGCUUAUGGGCAAGGUGCUCAACUACUGUUCGACCUCCUCUUUGACCACGCAGCAGCGCUUCCGGUCAGACUUUUCGUGUCCAGUCGACCGGAACCGGGGAUCCUACACUGGGUACAAUCCUCCGAGCGAAUAUCCCGAUCUAUCCUACAUCUCCACGAGGUCGAGGAAUCGUUUGUCGAGGCAGACAUAUAUACAUACCUGGAACAUGAGCUCAGAGAAGCUGAAGCUCAACCUAAAGAUAUCAAGCUGUUGACUGCGCGAGCCGGGUGCCUUUUCAUAUAUGCGGCAACGGUGGUCCGGUACAUUGAGCCCGAAAAUCGAUCAGUCAACCACAAGAAACGCCUUUCGACGAUGAUCGAGAUAACUUCUGGGACUUCAGGAAAAACAUACAGGGGGCUUGAUGAGCUUUAUUCGACUAUUCUUUCCCAGGCGUUUCGGAAUCUUAAGGACGACGAAGACGAGGCUCUACGCUGGCUGCUCCAUGUGGUCAUUGGCGCUCGGGAGUCGUUGACCGUUGCCGCUCUCGCCGAACUGACCUCUCUCGAAAGCGAGGACGAAGUCCAGCUGGCGCUGUCGCCCCUUCGCUCGGUGCUCAAUGUCUCGACGGAUACGAGGGUGGUGUCAACGCUACACGCAUCCUUUCCUGACUUCAUGUUGAGCUCGGAGCGGUCAAAGGAAUUCCAUUGCGAAAGGACGAAACAAAGUAUGCACAUGGCGACUGAGUGUUUUCGUAUCAUGAAGAAGUCGUUGCGGUUCAACAUCUGCAGCCUCGAGACGGCAUCACGAUUUGACAGAGAUGUACCGGACCUGGAAGCGAGAUCGAAGGAGUGUAUUUCGUCGGGACUGUUCUAUGCGUGUCGUUAUUGGGGUAGUCAUCUAUACGAUUCUAAACUUGCCGAUGAGCUAGUGGAAAUGGUGGAUGAGUUUCUCCAGCACCGGCUGCUGUUUUGGAUGGAAGUGCUGAACCUGAAGAACUGUAUUGGGCAUUGCUCUGACAUACUGCUGAAGGCAUUCAAGUAUAUACCGGCUGACGAUACACUGACUGAGCUUCGAGCUAUGGUACAAGACUCCCGCAACUUCGCCACCACAUAUGCAGCCAGCCCCACAUCAAACAGCACCCCUCACAUCUAUCUAUCCGCCUUGCCGUUGGCUUCGACUGAAAGCCGAGUGCGACAGGUGUACUGGCCACGCACCAAGGGGCUUGUGAGAUUUGAAGGCUCUGUAUUUGAAGACAGAAGGCCUGCAGCCCUCACAACAUGGGCCACAGGGUCGAGUGUGAACAAGCUAGCCCUGUCACCAGAUGGCAAGCGUAUGGUAUCUGCUGGUGAUGAUGGAACGAUCAGUGUGUGGGAUGUGAGUACAGGCAGACGCGUUCUUGGGCCCGUGAAAAAGCAUGGCUCCUAUGUUUGGGCUGCCACGUUCUCUCCUGAUGGGACAAUGAUCGCCUCCGGGUCCUAUGACCACAGGCACACCAAAACAAUUUGUUUCCUCUCAUUCUCGCCGGAUAGCUCAUAUCUCGCAUCGGCUUCUGACGACCAUACCAUCCGUAUAUGGAACCCCAUCACAGGUGCUCAGGUUGGCUCAGUGCUCAGAGGUCAUACGGACUGUGUGAUGUGCGUUGUGUUCACGCCCAGCGGAGACCAGCUCAUCUCAUGCUCUGACGAUCGCACCAUACGCAUCUGGGACUGGCGCACCGGCACUGCCAUCGGCAAGCCGCUCAAGGGGCAUACAGACUGGAUUGAUUGCAUUGCACUUUCACCAGAUAAUGUGCACAUCGCAUCAAGCUCUCGCGACUGCACAGUUCGCAUCUGGAACAUGAAACGCAUGGAGACAGUCGUUGGGCCACUGAUGGGACACACCGACCGAGUUGCCUGUGUUGCAUACUCAUCCGACGGCAAAAACAUCGUGUCUGGCUCUUUCGAUCGCAAAAUACGAGUAUGGAGCGCCGAGACUGGCGACCUGAUCGCCGGUCCAUUCACUGGACAUGGCGGCAAUGUGUACUCGGUGAUAUUCUCGAUCGAUGACACACAGAUCCUAUCUGGCUCAGGAGACCAGACCAUAUGCGUAUGGGACGCCAGCCAGAGCGCCACAGGGCCCAACAAGCGUACCAAAGGUCAUAUCGGACACACCACAUCGGUUGCAGUGUCUCCUGAUGGUAGCCGAGUCGUGUCGGGAUCUAGCGAUGGCACCUUAUCCAUAUGGGAGCUGCAGACUGGCAAGCUUGUUCUUGGACCGUUCAAGGGUCACGAUGGCAUCGUCUGGUCAGUGAUAUAUACUCCUGAUGGUACCUGUAUCGUAUCAUGCUCCGAAGACCGUACAAUUCGCACCUGGGACGCACAGACCGGGUUGACAGUCAACGAGCCCCUCACCGGCCACACUGACGUAAUUCUUGCAGCUGCAGUCUCACCUGACAGUCGGCUUAUUGCAUCUGGGUCAACGGAUCACUCAGUCAGGCUAUGGGACUUGCAGAGCGGGAGGCCGGUUGGAAAGCCGCUUGAUCAGCAUAGAGACUGGGUUAAAUCGGUGGACUUCUCACCCGACGGCUUGCGCGUUAUUUCCGGGUCUAAAGAUACGACUCUAUGCGCAUGGAACGUUACCGAUGGCACGCUUAUAUGGACGCGUAAGGAUUUUGCCAGUAUGGUUACUAGCCUGAGGUUCCUUCCAGACAGACAACAGGUGGUGUCUUGCUUGGCUGACGGAACGCUUAUGCUGUUGGAUGCGAACACUGGCGUUGUAGCCUCCGACCCGUGGAAAGGGCACAGAAAUGCCAUCUGGGAUGUUUCUAUCUCGCCCGAUGGUACAAUGGCUGCCUCUGGCUCAUUGGAUCGUACAAUAGGGCUAUGGGAUGUACAGACGGGAACGCUACUCGCGCCACUACUCCAAGGACAUACUGAUGGAGUCUUUUCGGUGGCGUUCUCGCGUGACGGCAAGCAUGUCAUCUCCGGCUCUGGCGAUGGCACAGUGCGCGUGUGGAACAUCGGGACUGCAAUUAAGAUGAAGGACGAGGCGGCAAGAAACUGGGUGGUGAUGGAAGAUGGAUGGGUGAUGGAAGCAGAGUCGGAGGUUGUACUGUGGCUGCCACCGGACUUGGCGUCCCGUUUCCUUAUCCCCCCUUGUUCAAGAAUCAUACACGCCUGCGGGUCUGUGCAAGCUGAUCUUGCUGAAGUCUCAAAUGACAAUCGCUGGGUGAACUGCUAUGAUCAGUUCAUUCAGCCGCAUUCACUUGGUGUAUAG